This is a messenger RNA of Micropterus salmoides (largemouth bass), 515 nucleotides long. Its product is annotated as protein-lysine methyltransferase METTL21C-like. Gene Ontology annotation, biological process: peptidyl-lysine methylation. Gene Ontology annotation, molecular function: protein-lysine N-methyltransferase activity. The record is from RefSeq and is a predicted model, not a curated record. NCBI's taxonomy places the organism in Eukaryota, Metazoa, Chordata, Actinopteri, Centrarchiformes, Centrarchidae. The annotation marks the transcript as partial. The transcript has a single exon. Gene Ontology annotation, cellular component: cytoplasm; cytosol.
GUGCUUGGGUGACAGCUACUGACCUGCCAGACAUCCUGUCAAAUCUGACCUUUAACCUAAUGCGGAACACCAAGGGCCGGUCCCGCUACACUCCUCAGGUGUCGGCCCUUACCUGGGGUCAGGACCUGGAGCGACACUUUCCCUACCCGUCCUACCACUACGACUACGUGCUUGCAGCUGAUGUAGUCUAUCCCCACGACUACCUGGAAGAACUGCUGAAAACCAUGCGACACUUUUGCCGACCAGGAAGUCAAACAAUGCUGCUGUGGGCCAACAAGAUCCGCUUCCAGUCAGACUUGAGGUUCACAGAGUGCUUUAAGAGCAGUUUCAACACCACCUUGCUCAUUGAGCUCCCACAGCAGGAGGUGAGGAUAUACAAGGCCACAGCAAAGGAGUGAUGGAGGAGCUUCAAGGGUGGAAGACGACGCAAAAGGAUUUGUGUUUGGUUUUGUUUUUUGAGGGAAAAAAGGAAAUUCCAUUUUCCACUUGCUGAUUUAAGUCAAUGUAGAGAAAAG